CCGACGACGGUGUAGCAGUUGCACGAAUGAUAGCUAGCACUUGCAGGUCUCUCUUCAGAUUCGACUCAUAUGUGAUAUCAAAGGUCCUACAUGAUUUACAGGUUUAGCUGUUUCUCUGUUCCUCAACUUGAAUUCAGUUUAAUUGGAACUAGCAUAUAAUAAGCUCUAUUUCGUUGCUUUAACUGUUUGGAUAAGUAAACAAUAUAAUUCUAUUUGAGUUAUGUUGCCACUUGCUAUUUAUGUGUAAGUUCAAAAGCUUCCUUCUACGGAGAAAGGGGUGUAGUGGGUUUUAGGGUCUACUUGACUAAAUUUGAUUUUAGUAUCGUUCUCAGGUCAUCUCCGGUCUUGAAUUAAUUUUUUACUCAAAAUUUGAGUAAAAAGUUUAAUUUAAUACAAAACACUCUAAUGGAGGAACUCAAACUCAAAGUUUAAUGGAAACAAAGUCAAAUUUAAACGAAGACAAACUCAAAUUUAAAAAAUGACAGAAUAUGACCAUUGACUCUUUAAAAUAGGAUAAAAUCUGACUAUUCAAUGACUGAGUCUUCCUUUAUUUGGUAUGGGCUUGAAUAAAGGACUGGUGUUGCUUUUAGCCUUUUUUAUUCAAAUUUAAAUUUGAGUAAGAGUUUGUGUAAGAAUCAGAGAUGCUCUUAUAUGAAGUAACCGGACAAUGAAAUUUGGGAUAGGAUCCUCAUGUUCCAGUUUUUGAGACUUUAAUAUUGUGCAAAGCCAUAUAGGAAUAACUUGACUAUUUUUUAAGCUUGCAUAGGAUUGCCAAUGAGGGUGAGCCUUGGUGUAACAGUAAGAUUGUUCCAUUGUGACUGUCAAAGGUACGAGUCGCAAAAAUAACCUUUCUAUAUGGAGGUUAAAGAUACAUGCAUCUGACCUUCUCUAAAUCGUGUAGUUGCGGGAACUUCUUGCACUGAGCCACACUUUAUAGGAUUGCCAAUGAUAAAACAUGUUAACUCAUCCUGAGUUUGCGAAGCAGGUAAAAAGGUAGAAUUUUGAGUAGCUAUAGGGAAAUCAUAUGAGAAGGAAGGUUUUCUUCUUGUGGUGUUUCACGAGGGCCCCAUCUUUAUAUGAUGCCGGUAUGGGUUUUCCCUAGAACGAAAUAGUAGUUGGCGUCAUAGAUUUUCGUCCCUAUUCUGACAAAUGCAAUGCAUUUGAACUUUGAAGCAUGUUUCAGAUUUCAUUGCUGUUUUCAUACUUAUUUGGGUUACUUUUACCUUCACUCUUUUCAUGCUUAACUCGUGGCAGAGGCGCCAUAUGUAUCAUGGUUUGAACUAUUGCUCAAAAAUGGAUGGUAAAAAAGUUACGCAACAGGCUAUGGAUCGGAAAAAGCAAAAAACAGUAACCACUCCUGUAUGGAGACCAGUCUCUACUCAAUCCAGUUCCUACGAGGGGUUAUUCAUAUUCAACAUGCAGAUGGUGCAGCUGACAUACCAAAUGAACCUCAUGAUCCAAAUUUUAGUUCUGGAGCAUUGCAGGAUAGUGAUGAAGGCACAGUUCCAGAAGGAGGAUUGAUGCCCUCUGUUGAGAAGCAUUCGAUUUCGCUGGAGAUAGGAGCUUCCUUGAUGCGUUUCAUCAAAGGAAAAGGAGGGUCCACACAUAAAAGAAUUGAAGAGGACAUGGGAGUCAGAAUAAUAUUCCCAUCAUCAAGAAAGGAGGAUUCUAUCAUCAUUGAAGGCAUUUCUGCUGAAAGUGUAACUAGAGCUUCCAAAAGAAUACAAGCCAUAAUCGAUGAGGCAGUUGAAAGUCCAACUCUCGAUUACUCUCACUUUGUAUCACUUCCAUUGGCUAUACAUCCAGAACUGGUUGAUAAGCUUGUCAAUUUUCAGAAUUCAAUACUAGGAAUUACCGAUCCUAACAAAGAUGAGAAUCUGGAUAGUGAUUCAAAUAGAGAUACUUCAGAUGAAGAAGACAAGGACCUGCAUUUUGAUAAGGCAACUCAUGUUGCCGUUGAACUUAAAGCUGAAAGCAGUAGUGAACGCGUGAAAGUGGAUAUAACCAACAUACCUCUUGUAAGUUACGCACCCAAAGCAUCAAAUUCCUCUGCCUCGGUAUCAAAGACUUCUGUCAUAUCUGAAUUGGGGAUUGAGAAAUCCAUAUUUAUUAAACCAAAAACAUUUCACUUAACUGUUCUCAUGCUGAAAUUGUGGAACAAAGAACGAGUUGCUGUUGCUUCUCAGGUUUUGCAGAGUGUCUCCUCAGAGGUAAUUGAUGCCUUGGAAAGCCAGCCUGUCUCUAUAAAACUUAAGGGGCUGGAAUGCAUGAGAGGUUACUUGGCCAAAGCUCGUGUUCUUUAUGCUCCCGUAGAAGAAAUUGGUGGCAAGGGCCGCCUUAUACGAGCCUGCCAGGUCAUCAUUGAUGCGUUUGUUAAAGCUGGUCUAGUUCUUGAGAAAGAUGCACAACAAAAGUUAAAGUUGCAUGCAACUGUGAUGAAUUCAAGACACAGAAAAAUGAAGGAAAGGACAAGAAGGGUCGAUUCCUUUGAUGCACGAAGCAUUGUCAAUCAGUAUGGUUCAGAAGAAUGGGGAGAGUAUCUUAUCUGUGAAGCUCAUCUCUCACAAAGGUUUGUGUUCGAUGAAAACGGAUAUUACCAUUGCUGUGCUUCCAUUCCUUUUCCUGAAGACAUGCAAGUCGGUUGAUUCAUUUUUCUCGAAUGUGUGACUUAUGUCUUUCAGUAGAAAACUAGUAUUGAGAUUUGAGUAAUUGUUAUUUAUAUUUCUUUGGGUAGCAUCUUGUUGCACACUGCUAUUACACACAGAUUUUUGAAUUCUAUUUUAAAAUUAGGUUGUAUUUUAUUUAACCCAGAGAUAUUUGGUUUGCUCACUGAGUUAUCGUGUUGAAUUUCAUGGUU
This is a messenger RNA of Ilex paraguariensis (yerba mate), 2857 nucleotides long. Lineage: Eukaryota; Viridiplantae; Streptophyta; Magnoliopsida; Aquifoliales; Aquifoliaceae. The record is from the annotation of a GenBank genome assembly.